CAUAUUCUAGAACCAAAUAGCUAGCCAGCUAGCCGAAGGAGGCUAAUAUCUCCUCCUCACAUAAUUGGGUCGACAAUAAGCUAUUUCACAAACUAUUAAUUCAAACACGCCAAUCAUGUUCUCUGUAAGGGGUUUGAGUUGUCUUCUUGUCUCCCAGUCUCCGUGUUGUGAAAGCACGGCCGUGUUAUAAAAGAGUGAAAUAAACCGGCUGGAGCAGAAAACUGAGGCUGGCUAACGGUGGCUGUUAGCUCCGGGGCUACUGCAAGUAAGGCGACCAUUACUGUCGAGGAGGCUUCACACCGCUGGGUACUUGUGUCAGUCAGUUGCCAUAAUAGGAGGGAAAGUGAGAUUGGUGGCCUAUGAGGAAGCCACGUCGAAAAGGCCAAGUGGCUGCAGGAGGAGGUGGAGAAGAUUUCAAAAAGUCCAAUGGGACCGUUGGUGGGCGUGGGGCUGCCCGCCAGCGAUCCCCCUCCCCUUACAGCCUCAAAGCCUCCCCAAGCAGAGAAACCCUGUCUUAUGCUCAAGCCCAGAAGGUGGUGGAGGUGGAACUUGAUGGAAGGCUCCACCGCAUUUCCAUUCUGGAGCCCUUGGAGGUCAUCACUGAAGAUGAGAUGAAGGCUCAGGACAUUAGUGAGUGUAACAGCAACAAGGAGAACAGUGAACAGCCAUCGACUCCCACCAGCAGUGCCCAAACAGCCCGCAAAGCAUCCACACCCCGAGGUCGCAGGAGAGACUCCAAAUGUCCUCCUGUCAAGUCAUCUCCACCUUCUAAGAACCACUGUUCCAAUUCUCAUCCGCCAACACCUGAAAAGGUAAACGCGUCACACCACAACCUCCCUGAACCCAAAUUUCGUGUGCUGGAAACCUUCACACCAGUUAAGGCAGAACCUCUUCCCGCGGCGUAUUACCGUUACAUUGAACGUCCGGCUGAGGAGCUGGAGGCUGAGGCAGAGUAUGACAUGGAUGAAGAGGACACCGCCUGGCUGGACAUGGUGAAUACAGGCCGGUCAUCGGAAGGUUACACUGCUGUCUCGCAGGACACCUUUGAGCUGCUGGUGGACCGCAUGGAGGAGGAGGCGUACCGGGAAGCUCGCAGUCGGGCUCCCUCUCAGACUACUGUAGACGACGAUGCCUUCUGCUGCGUGUGCCUAGAUGACGAGUGCCUCAACAGCAACGUCAUCCUUUUCUGCGACUCCUGCAACCUGGCUGUGCACCAGGAGUGUUACGGAGUGCCCUACAUACCCGAGGGCCAGUGGCUGUGCCGCUGCUGCCUCCAGUCCCCUCAGAAACCUGUAGACUGUGUUCUGUGUCCAAACCGUGGUGGCGCCUUCAAGCAGACCAGCGAUGGUCGUUGGGCCCACGUGGUCUGUGCUAUCUGGAUUCCUGAAGUCUGCUUUGCCAAUACUGUUUUUCUAGAACCAGUGGAAGGGGUCAAUAACAUUCCCCCAGCACGCUGGAAGCUGACGUGCUACCUGUGCAAGCAGAAAGGACGAGGUGCUUCAAUUCAGUGUCACAAAGCUAACUGUUACACUGCGUUUCAUGUCACGUGUGCGCAGCGUGCAGGACUCUUUAUGAAGAUAGAUCCUGUGAGAGAGACAAACGUCAAUGGGACCACCUUCUCGGUAAAGAAGACAGCUUUCUGUGAGGCCCAUUCACCACCAGGACAAGAGAGCGCCUCAGACGAGGAGAGUGAAGGAAGAGUGGUGGGGAGCAGAGGGAGGGCUAGUAGAGGAAGAAGCGCCUACACACAAGGUCCUAUAACACCCAAAAAAGGCAGAAAGUCUGAGGACGAUGCCAAGACGGACAAAAAGAAAGGGAAGAAGGGAGCAGAGUCAACAGAGCAACACAACACUUCACCACAAGUGACAGUGCCUCAGAUACCCACAAGCAGGCUAACUAUUAUAUGCAAAGGAAUCCUAUUCCAGAGGAAAAACCAGUUCAUGCAGAGGCUUCACAACUACUGGUUACUGAAGCGUCAGUCGAGGAAUGGUGUGCCGCUGGUCCGGCGUUUGCACUCAAAUAUCCAGACCCAAAGGAAUACUGAACCGCCCGAGGUGGAUGAGAAGGUUUCUGCUGCAAGAGAAGCACUAAGAUACUGGCAGAAGCUGCGGCAUGACCUGGAGAAAGCUCGGCUGCUGGUAGAGCUCAUACGCAAGAGGGAGAAACUGAAACGAGAACAGGUCAAAGUUCACCAAGCAAAUCUGGAGAUGCAGCUGACCCCGAUGUUGAUGCUGCUCCGCUCCACCUUGGAGCAGCUACAGGAGAAGGACUCAGGCCAGAUCUUUGCAGAGCCAGUCGACAUCAAGGAGGUCCCAGACUACCUUGAGUUCAUCAGCCAGCCCAUGGACUUCUCCACAAUGUGCUCAAAGCUGGAAAGUCAUGCCUACCGCUCAGUGUCUGACCUGGAGACUGAUUUCAACUUGAUGGUGUCCAACUGCCUCCUGUACAACAACAAGGACACCGUCUUCCACCGGGCAGCGCUGCGUCUUCGAGAUUUAGGGGGAGCCGUACUGCGCCAUGCCCAACGACAAGCUACCAACACUGGCCUGGACUUGGACACGGGCAUGCUGCUUCCAGAGUCCCCGCAGAAAAGAGACUUUUACAGCUGCACCUGGGAGGACAUCGACAGCGUGUUGGACCCAAACAACCGGCUCCACAUGAGCGUCGAGGAACAGCUGAAGGAGCUCUUAGAGAAAAUGGACUUUGUCACGUCUAUGAGAUGCAGCGGUGCACGGACGAAACGCAUCCGCCUGCUCCGUCGAGAGAUCACGAACAUCCGCAGACAGGGACAGAACCCCCGCUACGGCCUUUUCAACGGACAUCUGAAAGAGGAAGACGACGAUGAGGAAGACGAGGAGGAGGAGGAAGAUGACAACAAAGACACCAAGGCAGAUAAUGGCCGGUCGUCUUCAUACAAAGAAGAUCUGAAAUCUACAUCACCACCGACACUGGAACCAACAGGUCCGACUCCACCUCCACGACAGGGGGACACACCUCUGGAGCCGCCCACCCUGCGGCCAAUCACAGGGGAGCCCAAGACCCCCAACUGGGCCUGCAAACGCCUGAAGAUGGAUGGAGACCUCUCAGGCAGCACCACAGAGAACAAUAAUUGCACUAAAGCUGAGGAGCGGCCAGUGUCACCGCCUCCCAUUUUGCACAGCCAAGGACAGGUGGUGGCAAACGGCCUGCCGGAGCUCAGCACCCCCCCACGGCCCACCAUAGCCGGGGUCGGACGUAGAACCUCUGUGCUGUUCAAGAAGGCAAAGAAUGGAGCUAAGCUGUUCAGAGAGAGAGACAGUGUUAUGAUGAACGGAAAGGGACCCCAGGACAACAACACGAGUGACCCCCCUACUGCACCCAGCUCCACAGCAAGUACCCCGUCCACCACACCCCUGUCCACUCCAUCCAAGACCCAACAGAAAAGUCCCGGACCACCAACCAUCAAUGAGAAAUGUACCCCCAUUCGGGAAACAUGCUCAGACAGUGAGCUGGAGAAGACAUCAAAUCACACACUGGAAAGUGGACUGACCAACGGCUUCAAUAAGCACAAAGACGGCGGGUCCGACUCUGACUACAGCCCUUGUCCAGUCCUUCACAAAGAAAUCAGCUCACCUCCCAAACGAAGCCUCGGAAAACCGUCUCUUUCCAAAGUUCCCUUCCUGGACAUCGUGAACGGAGACUUGGACUACACCAGCAAUGGAGGCCAGAUGUCUGAGGAUGAUACGGAGCUGGAGCCGCUACAACUGGUGUGGGCCAAGUGUCGGGGAUAUCCCUCCUAUCCUGCUCUGGUCAUCGACCCAGAGAUGCCCGAGGAAGGCCUGCUGCACAACGGGGUGCCCAUCCCUGUCCCACCCAAAGAAGUCCUCCACCUGGGCGAGCAGAGGCAGGAGGAGACCAACGACAGGCUCUACCUGGUGCUGUUCUUUGACAACAAGCGGACAUGGCAGUGGCUCCCACGGGACAAGGUGACACGCCUGGGUGUAGACGACACAGCAGACAAGCUGCGUAUAAUGGAGGGACGCAAGACCAGCAUCCGCAAGUCGGUCCAGGUGGCGUACGACCGAGCCAUGAUCCACCAGAGCAGGGUCAGCCACAACCACGGCUUUGUGGCCUCUAACUACCUGUAGAGGGCGACAGUGAGCCCUGUGUGCUCCCUAAAUCAGCCACUAUGCAUUUCUCCUUCGUCUUAAAGCAGCAGGUGGGCAGAGUCCUGCUGCGAGCUGAAUUUGUAUUCACACUGUGGUCUGAAGAGGUUGCUGUGGCAGCACAGAGUCCUGAACUGCAGUUCUUUACCAAACCACUAGUGUGCGACACACAGAGCUGUGCUGAUUGCCUUUAUGUCGUCCUCGUUGAUGUGGAGCUCUGAUGAAUGACGGCACCUUUAGGUUCCAAGAUGCUGUGGUCAGUAAGAGUUAGAUCACUGAUCAGGUGUGUAUCAAGGUACCUGCUUACUCCACCUGGAUGUGCUGCAGGUGUGUGUCUGGAUCACAUGUAAAAGAAUUCCCCUUUAUUUUGUACAAUGCUACUGCCAAGGAAUCAAAUUGUCAGAAAAGAGAUUUGACAUAUUUAUAUGAGACGCAGAAGACUUAUGAAUGGAUCACUGCCAUCUUUUAUACAAUAGCUUUUUACAUUUUAAUCUUUUACAAAGACACUUGUAUAUUAUAAAGGCACACUUUGUGUACAUAUGUACGUGUAUUAUCAAACCCAAUUUAAUUUAAUGUUGCUGUUUUUAAAAUGCGUAUUUCAAUCAACCCACACGGGGCAAAGCGAGGCUGUGUAUAUUUGUGAACAUAAAAUAAUUCCUGACUUGCUGCAACUUCUUAGCUUGUCUCUGAUGUAAUUUCAUUGUGCUGUGUGUGUAUGUGUGUGUGUACAUUCAGAGCAUACAACACAAUGAGCCAUUGUUCUUUAUAUUUGAAUUCUCUUUUUGAUACAGAGAGAAAUAAUUUAUUUAUGGAAGACAGAAUUUUAGAAAUAAAGCUAUAUUGGUUUAAGUGGAGGAUUAAAUCGUAUUUAAAGUAGAGUGAGGUUUUAAAAACAUGCAGCCAACAUUUUAACCCACAAGUUCACGUGUUUGGUUUGAUGUUGAUGAUUUGAGUCAAAACUGAGCAUCAUUCACUGACCCCCCAGAAGAGUCUAUUUAUUGUCCAGAGCCCCAUUUUAUCAAAUGGAAAAUACACCUUUAUAAGCUUGUACUACAUGCAUAUUUUACCUGCUCACCAAAUAUUUUGUCUGAACCAGUAUUUCCACAUUUUGGGAAUAUGCUCUAUUAAAAACUUUUUGAGAUACUUA
Notolabrus celidotus (New Zealand spotty) is the source of this 5292-nucleotide messenger RNA. It is a transcript of the gene brpf3b, whose product is annotated as bromodomain and PHD finger containing, 3b. The coding region runs from base 360 to 4127 and encodes 1255 amino acids. NCBI's taxonomy places the organism in Eukaryota, Metazoa, Chordata, Actinopteri, Labriformes, Labridae. Gene Ontology annotation, molecular function: protein binding. The transcript is spliced from 13 exons. Gene Ontology annotation, cellular component: MOZ/MORF histone acetyltransferase complex. Gene Ontology annotation, biological process: regulation of transcription by RNA polymerase II. The record is from RefSeq and is a predicted model, not a curated record.